Messenger RNA from Actinia tenebrosa (Australian red waratah sea anemone), 1690 nucleotides. Its product is annotated as 26S proteasome regulatory subunit 4. NCBI's taxonomy places the organism in Eukaryota, Metazoa, Cnidaria, Anthozoa, Actiniaria, Actiniidae. Gene Ontology annotation, molecular function: ATP hydrolysis activity; ATP binding. The record is from RefSeq and is a predicted model, not a curated record.
GCAACCUUUUGCGCAUGUCUUGAAAAAUAAUGAGCCUGCGAUUAUAGAGUACGAAGAGUCAAAGAAAAAAUCUAAAGUAUUGAAAAAUGGGACAAAACCAGUCAGGAGGAGGAGGUGCAGGAGGUGAUAAGAAAGGAGAUAAGGAUAAGAAGAAGAAAUACGAACCUCCCGUACCAACCAGAGUAGGAAAAAGGCAGAAGAAAGCUAAAGGUCCUGAUGCAGCAAACAAAUUACCUAAAGUGACACCUCACAGGAACUGCAGGCUAAAGAUGCUAAAAAUGGAGAGAAUUAAAGAUUUCCUGUUAAUGGAAGAGGAAUUUAUUCAGAACCAAGAGAGACUCAAGCCACAAGAAGAGAAGCAUGAGGAAGAGAGGUCCAAGGUUGAUGAUUUAAGGGGAACACCCAUGUCUGUCGGCAACCUUGAGGAGAUAAUUGACGAUAACCAUGCAAUUGUUUCCACAUCAGUAGGAUCUGAGCAUUAUGUCAGUAUUCUGUCGUUUGUUGAUAAAGAUUUAUUAGAACCUGGCUGUACUGUCCUGUUAAACCAUAAGGUUCAUGCAGUUGUUGGUGUCCUCUCUGACGAUGCCGACCCAAUGGUCACUGUAAUGAAGCUAGAGAAGGCACCACAGGAAUCAUAUGCCGACAUUGGUGGUCUUGAUAAUCAGAUACAAGAAAUUAAGGAAUCAGUAGAACUACCAUUGACUCACCCUGAACUGUAUGAAGAAAUGGGUAUCAAACCACCCAAAGGAGUAAUCCUCUAUGGCCCUCCAGGUACAGGGAAGACACUGCUGGCCAAAGCUGUGGCGAACCAAACUUCUGCUACCUUCUUACGUGUGGUUGGAUCUGAACUCAUUCAAAAAUAUCUGGGUGAUGGUCCAAAACUUGUCCGUGAGAUGUUCAGAGUAGCAGAAGAACAUGCUCCGUCUAUUGUAUUUAUCGAUGAAAUUGAUGCUAUUGGAACAAAAAGAUAUGAAUCUAACUCAGGGGGAGAACGAGAGAUCCAAAGAACGAUGUUAGAACUUCUUAACCAGUUGGAUGGCUUUGACUCUAAGGGAGAUGUCAAGGUUGUAAUGGCAACAAAUCGUAUAGAAACCCUGGACCCAGCACUAAUUCGUCCAGGCCGUAUCGACCGCAAAAUUGAAUUUCCUUUACCUGAUGAGAAAACCAAGAAACGCAUAUUUCACAUUCAUACGGGUCGCAUGACCCUGGCUGAUGAUGUCAAUAUUGAUGAGUAUAUCAUGUCUAAGGAUGAUCUUUCUGGAGCUGACAUCAAGGCAAUCUGUACAGAGGCAGGCCUGAUGGCUCUUCGAGAGAGAAGAAUGAAGGUCACCAAUGAAGACUUCAAGAAAUCAAAAGAAAAUGUGUUGUACCGAAAGAACGAAGGAACUCCUGAGGGUCUUUAUCUGUAACCUUGUGUAAAUGUAAACAUGCAAGUAUCAUGACAAUACACCAAAACGAAAUAAGGCAACCAAUUUAAAUAACUAUUGGUCUGCACUGACUAGCGACUGACUAGCCUUAUGUUCACAUGGAAACAUACAUGUAAAAGCGUUUUCACAUGUAUAAGAGGCUAGUCAGUGGAGAACAAUAGUUAUUCAAAUGGGUUGCCUUAUUUCGAUUCGGUUUAUAACCAACCAUAAAACUGUUAACUUUUGUGAACACAGUGAAAAAUAAAUAAAAACCUUUGAAAACA